GAUAUCGCCCACCCCUCCCUAAUAUAUCGCCCACCCAAAACAAAUACUGCUUAGGAAAAAAAGCUAAUUCAAUGGCGAUGAUGCAGACUUGGCUGCAGAUUCUGAUUCUGUGCCUCUCAAUCAUUCUUACGGCAGGUGAGGGUAUUCAGCAUGAGAAUACCAGUUUCAGUUUCAUCUUCAACCACUUCAACGCCACAACCACAAUCAAAUAUGUUGCAGAUGCCUCACUACAAUCCAACGCAAUCCGUCUCACAAAUCACUCCGACCGUCUCGUUGGUCGCGCUUUCUAUGACAAGGCAAUCCCCAUGAAAAGAAACGGCUCUGUAAUUUCAUUCAGCACAAGCUUUAUAUUCGCCAUGGUUCCUCAGCGGAAGUCGGGCGGUGGUGACGGGGUCUGCUUCAUCAUGACGCCCACACCACUUCUCAACGGCGGUGUGGCAUCGCAGUACCUGGGCCUCGUCAACAUGUCGAGCGACGGCAAAGAGUACAACCAUCUUUUUGCAGUAGAGUUUGACACGAUGGAGAGCAUAGGCAUGCAGGAAAAGGACAGCAACCAUGUGGGAAUCGAUCUAAACGGCGUCAAGUCGUUGUUGGCUGAAUCUGCUGGUUAUUGGGAGCAAAAUAGAUUCACGCCUAUUAAGCUUAAAAGCGGGCAUAAUAUAAGGGCCUGGAUCGACUAUGACGGCGCUUCGAAACAGCUGGAGAUAAGUAUUGCAGCAAUUGGAGAGGCGAGGCCGCAGAAAGCACUGGUGUCGAAAAAAGAUUUGGAUUUGAACGGGAUUAUGCAAGAGUACAUGUACGUUGGGUUUUCUGCGUCUACAGGUAGUUCUCCUUUAGUUGAAGAUCAUUACAUUUUGGCAUGGAGUUUCACAACUGGCAACAACAAAGCUUCAGAUAUAGACAUUUUGCAUCUCCCGUCCUUUUAUGUUAAAAACCGCAAGUUCUACAAAUCUACAAAGUUCAUAUAUAUUACUAUAAUAUGUUCAAUGGCUUUCAUCUUGGGACUCAUUCUUAGCGCAUUUUAUUGGGUGAAAAGGAUGGACUACAUAGAAUUCUAUGAAAAAUGGGAGUUGCAGUAUUGGCCACAAAGAUUUAAUUAUCGGAAACUCAACCUCGCCACAAAGGGUUUCAGGGACGACAAUCUUCUGGGCUAUGGGGGCUUUGGGCGGGUAUACAGGGGCACUCUGCCUUCGGGAGAUGAAAUCGCUGUGAAAUGCAUCACAAAAGAUUUCACACAAGGAAUGCAGGAAUUCAUGGCAGAAAUUUCCAGCCUUGGGCGGCUGCAGCACCGGAACCUUGUACACCUCAGGGGCUGGGGCAGGAAAAACACGCGCCUCUUCAUUGUCUACGACUACAUGUUCAAUGGAAGCCUUGAAAGAAAUUUGUUCAGUCCAGAGUUGAAUCUUACAUGGGCUCAGAGAUACAGAAUUCUCACAGACGUAGCCGCCGGGAUACUAUACUUACAUGAGGAGUGGGAAAAAUGUGUGGUACACAGGGACAUUAAAUCCAGCAAUGUAUUACUGGACCAUGAUCUCAACGGCCGUGUGGGGGACUUUGGUUUGGCAAGGUUAUAUGAUCAUAGUGAAAAACCCCAAACUACUCAUCUGGUGGGCACGCUGGGGUACAUUGCGCCCGAGCUUAUACAUUCUGGUAAGGCUUCUCCUUCCACAGAUGUGUUCAGAUUUGGGGCUCUUAUGCUGGAGGUUGCUUGCGGAAGGAAGCCUGUAGAUGCCCAAGGUGUGAUUUUGGUUCAGUGGGUUUGGGAUUUGUAUGCAGAUGAAAGAUUACUGGAAGCUGUUGAUCAAAGGCUUGGGGACGAUUAUGAUAAGAUCAAGGUUGAGAUUGUGCUUAUACUGGGGCUCAUGUGUUCAAACCCUGAUCCAAAUGAGAGGCUUAGCAUGAGAAAAGUGUUGCAGGUACUUUGCGGUGAGGCUUCUUUGCCUACGAGUCUUCGUGUGCCCUCGGCUUUUGAACUUUCCCGCAUUGACAUUGCGGACUUGAAUUCGUUUACUGCUACUCCUUUGAAUCUAUCGGAAUGAUAUGUGUGACCAGAGUAACCAGUGGACAUUCAUAAUUUAUAGUCUUUGUUAUGUGUAGAACGAGAAAGUUUUAGCUUUCAAUUAAAAUUCGCAUGGUUAAAUAAGUGAAUCAUGCUCACAAGAUCGACUAUUCUUCUGCUUUUUGUAAAAAGAAUUACAGGUUCAGAGGUAAUAAGGCCUGCGUUGUAAAUGCACCGGUGGGCGCCAAUGUAGUUUCUGUCAAAAUUUAAGUUUAAUAUAGAAGUUGUAUAGAAAUAGGAUUUGUAUUUAUUACUCAACAUCUUCUAUAAAUAUAUCUUUGUAUGGUUAUGCCUAUGUAAA
Molecule: messenger RNA, 2360 nt
Organism: Cryptomeria japonica (Japanese cedar)
Lineage: Eukaryota; Viridiplantae; Streptophyta; Pinopsida; Cupressales; Cupressaceae
Product: L-type lectin-domain containing receptor kinase S.4-like
Exons: 3
Coding region: 72-2039 (655 amino acids)
Biological process (GO): protein phosphorylation
Cellular component (GO): plasma membrane
Molecular function (GO): carbohydrate binding; protein kinase activity; ATP binding
Source: RefSeq, a predicted model, not a curated record